AAACUUUUUCCUAUGGUCAAAGUUUAUUUAUCUCAAAUUUCUGAUUUUCCAAAUUAAAGUGCAUUGUACUAAAAAUUAAACAUUUGUGGUGUCUCGAAGCGACACUAUCACCCAUAUACAAGCGACACUAUCACACAUCAAGCCUAACGUAUUUUAUCUUCAAAAGCUGUCUCGUUUAUACGAUCUUCUCCUUGUUAAUAAAGAGAUCGAUCACUAUGGCCUCUGAAUCUUCUGCUGCCAAGAUGCUUAGUUUCUUUUAUGGUGUCACUGGAAACCGAAUCGUGCACCCAACCCACGGUAGGCUUUCACACUACUAUCCCUCCUGCCACAUGAUGGACUACGUAGUCCAUUCUAUGAACAUUACGCUUUGUGAUAAUUUUGAUUUCAAACAAGCCAAUCCCUACUAUCACCCCUACAUCCUCCGCCUCUACUGUGGUGUUCUGUUUUGGAUCCAGUGUCUUAGAGCUGGAAACAAUGUCAAUGCUCUUACUGAUGUUCAAUACCGGUUCCUCAACCGGUUCUUGAACAACCAUCCCUUGGAAACUCUCGCCAUUCCCGGCCCUCUCCUCGAGCUCUUCAAAACUCUCUGCUCUUCCCAGCCUGAGUUUCCUCAUAAUGGGAAAGUAUACCCUCAGAUACCUGCUCAACCAGGCCCAGCUCGACGCGAUGCCUUCAUGGGAAAUCUCCUUGAAAGCUACUUCUUGCCUAACGUCCCUGGGAUUUUCGCGCUCUUGGAAGACCUCAACCGUCUAUUUUCACAAUAUCCUCCUGUCUAUCCAAAAAGAGGCAGACACAUUCCUGUAACGGAAGAUGCUGUCUCUACCUUCGGUCACAAGACCUUUGGUUCCCAUGCUAACAGGACCGAGGCUGAAAAAUGGUCACUCGUUUCUCCUGGCUUACAGUACCCUUGUGAAGCCGAUCAAAAGCUGAAUGAGGCGUUUGCUGAAUGCUACAAUGAUUUUGACUUUCAGGUUACUGCUGCCACUGAUAACCUUGAAAGCAUCUCCUCCUUCCUCCACUUGAAACAUCGCAUGACUUGGUUCACCCAGGUAAAAGGAGUUGCGGAUGAUGUUGCUGCAUCCUUUGAAGGAUCCGGCACCCUUGCUGACUGCCCUCCGCAUGGCUUGGUUGCUAACCAAGUCAUGGUCUGUCUCUCUAAGCCAAAAAAUCUUCCCGACCCACCAACUUGCAUUGCUGAUAAGCGUGCAACCUAUGAGUUCAGCUACAAGCUCAAAAGCACAGCUUUCAACCUCUCUCCUCUUACGGAAGCUGUUGCUGCCUUCUCUCAGACGCAUGUCAGGAUGUUUCCUAACCAUCCCUUCUUUGGGACGUUCGGAUCUAAAACUCUUGAUCAUGGUCCGUUCUGGAACAGGAGGCCCAUUGGCUCUAGCCUUACCGAUGAUAGCUCCAACCUCACCAUCCCAUCGAUUGUCAAGCAAGCAUUCAAAUCCAAAGUCCCAGCUACGUAGGUGUUGUUGCCUUAAAAAUUUCCUUGUAUUCAUGAGUUGGAAAAGCAAUAAAAAGUCAUUCCUCUCUGAUGUGUGUUGCUUUCGUGCACUUUUCAAGUUUGUUGUCCCAUCUACAGGUGGUUGUUUUUUACUGUGACCAGAUCUCAAAGUAUGCAUAUGAACGGAUGUAAGCUUUUA
Capsella rubella is the source of this 1646-nucleotide messenger RNA. RefSeq names its product IAA-leucine resistant 2. NCBI's taxonomy places the organism in Eukaryota, Viridiplantae, Streptophyta, Magnoliopsida, Brassicales, Brassicaceae. The transcript has a single exon. The record is from RefSeq and is a predicted model, not a curated record. The coding region runs from base 216 to 1469 and encodes 417 amino acids.